This is a messenger RNA of Alosa sapidissima (American shad), 1598 nucleotides long. RefSeq names its product aurora kinase B (gene aurkb). Gene Ontology annotation, cellular component: spindle midzone; spindle pole centrosome; chromosome passenger complex. Gene Ontology annotation, biological process: protein phosphorylation; mitotic spindle organization; regulation of cytokinesis. NCBI's taxonomy places the organism in Eukaryota, Metazoa, Chordata, Actinopteri, Clupeiformes, Clupeidae. Gene Ontology annotation, molecular function: protein kinase activity; ATP binding. The record is from RefSeq and is a predicted model, not a curated record. Bases 145 to 1116 code for a protein of 323 amino acids. The transcript is spliced from 9 exons.
AAAAGAAGAAGAAAUCCUCGGCGGUGAACUGUGAGCACUGUUUUGUUGAGGAACUGUGGGAGUGCAGAAAUUGCAUGUUUUAAAUCCUCGUUACGUUCUGAGAGUUAACAUUAUAGUGCGGUAUCAUUUUGUGGAAUUCAAAUUAUGCAGAACAAGGAGAAUCGCGUUCCAGCAGCGCUUGCUGCAGGACCUCAGCGUGUGGAGAUUAGUCAUGCUUCAGACAGCUCAAAUAAGAAUGUCAUCACAGGUCCAGGAAGAGUGCAAGCUAGCGCCUCCUCUCAAAAGAGGACAACCAUAAAAGAUUUUGAUAUUGGUCGUCCACUUGGCAAAGGGAAGUUUGGCAAUGUAUAUUUGGCACGUGAGAAAAAGCUGAAGGUCAUUGUGGCUCUGAAAGUGCUUUUCAAGUCUCAGAUGGAAAAGGAGGGAGUAGAACAUCAAUUGAGGAGAGAGAUUGAGAUCCAGUCGCACCUCAGGCAUCCCAAUAUUCUCCGUUUCUACAACUACUUCCACGAUGCUACACGAGUGUUCCUGGUGCUGGAGUACGCGCCCAGGGGUGAAAUGUAUAAGGAACUGCAGCGCUGUGGACGGUUCGAUGACCAGCGCACAGCCACGUACAUGGAGGAGCUGGCAGAUGCCUUGCAGUACUGCCAUGAGAAGAAGGUGAUUCACCGCGACAUCAAACCAGAGAACCUACUGCUGGGUUUCAGGGGAGAGCUGAAGAUUGCUGACUUUGGCUGGUCUGUCCAUGCUCCCUCUUUGCGACGUCGGACUAUGUGCGGAACCCUGGACUACUUGCCCCCUGAGAUGGUGGAGGGUCACUCCCACGAUGAGAAGGUGGACUUGUGGUGUAUUGGGGUUCUGUGUUACGAGUGCCUUGUGGGAAACCCUCCAUUUGAGUCUGCUAGCCACUCGGAAACCUACAAAAGGAUCACAAAGGUUGAUCUGCAGUUUCCCAAGGUUGUGUCUGAUGGGGCUCGGGACCUGAUCUCAAAGCUCCUUCGCCACAGCCCCAUGAUGCGUCUGCCCCUGAAGAGUGUAAUAGGUCACCCAUGGGUGCGGGCAAACUCCCGACGGGUCCUACCACCUGUUUGCAACCCUCGGGUGGAGGGUGUCUGAAUUGUUUUUUGGGAGACUGUUUUAUAUUUUCUCAUUUAAAUACCCUGGUCUGUGCUGUAUUAUAUUACUGGGAUUCUAGCCUCCGAAUAUAAGUGGAUAAAUACUUCCCAGAUUCAGCUGCUGAGAGCUGUCCAGGGUUCUUUCUUGGCCUCAAGAAGUAUAUGGUGGUUUGUCUUUGCCAGAUUAUUAUGCUGGUGGAGGAAUCUUUUUGAGGUUGUUUGCUCUUAACUCCUUCAUUAAGGUCUUUAGUUAUUCUGUUUUUAUUAUAUUGUGGUUAAAGUAAAUAUCAAAUUGUAGUAUUACACUGCAGUGUAAAUAUUUUUUUAAAAAUCCAAAACCUUGUACAACAUGUCUCUUGUCUUGUGUUCAGACUUUCUGUUGUGUGUUGAAGUGUGGGGAUGGCUGUGUACGUCUGUUUCAUUGUGUCAUUUUUACGUGUGCUGUUUGUGGAUUCAUGUUUGAAUAAAAUGAACCGUUUUACC